CCUGGUCAGUGGCAGCAGCUCAUCCCACUCCAUUUAUUUAGAAAGAAAUCUGAAACACUGAGUAGUUCAUUUUCAUUUACACAACAGUUUCAUCGAGAAUUAAUACGAAGCUACUGUCGAAAAGAGGAAACCAGAAGACUUCAGACAUUUUUGAGUAAUACCACCAGCUGGGAGGACUGUGCAGAAGUUGCAAAUAUCUGCUUAAUCUGAAGAAAUAUCACAGAUUUGAUCUCCAAGCUCAGCUGACACCGAAAAGUACCAUAUCAGCCACUUUAUGCCUUCUCCUGGGAUCAACAUCAGACUGACAGAAAAAUAUGAGGAGACAACAGCAGGCAGCAGAUGAAGAAGCUCCCCCUGAUUCGUAUUACCACAGCCAAUAUGGGGAAUCAGAACUGAGACUCGUCCUUGUAGGUAAAACAGGAGCUGGGAAAAGUGCAACAGGAAACACCAUCCUUGGUGAGGGAGUGUUUGCAUCCAUACUGGGAGCACAGACAGUAACUAAGAUUUGUAAAGUUGGCAGUAGGAUCUGGAAUGGGAAGACGAUUCGAGUGGUUGAUACUUCUGCAAUUUUUAGUCCAAAGAUCUGCAGUACAGACACUUACCAAGAGAUUGGUCGCUGUAUCGCACUCUCUGUCCCAGGCCCCCACGUUCUGGUGCUGGUGACCCAGCUGGGCCGUUACACUGAGGAAGACAAGGAAGCAGUGAGGACAGUACAGGAGAUUUUUGGAAUUGAGGCCAUGAGGUACAUGAUCGUCUUGUUCACCCGAAAAGAAGAUUUAGGGGGUGGUUCACUGAGUGACUAUGUGAAAUACUCAGAUAACAGAGAUCUCCAGACGCUGAUUCAAAAGUGUGGCAACCGAUACUGUGCUUUCAAUAACAAAGCAACUGGAGCAGAACAGGAAGAGCAGGUUAAUAAGCUGAUAGAAAUAGCUGAGAGAAUGGGGUGGGAGAACGGAAACUCAUAUUAUACCAAUGAAUUAUAUUUCAUGGCAAAGGUGAUGCUCACUGAUGGAAACUUUGAAGAAAAAUGCAGAAACUUUGGAGAAAAAGUGAAACAGCACAUAACAAACCAAAGAGACAUAGCAGAAGCUGAGCAGCGUUGGGGAUUAAACAGAAUUAGGAAAGCAUGUUGUUCUAUAAUUACAGUUUAUCUAUGGAGACCUGUGAUAUUUGUGAUAUAUGCUAUAUGUAGGAUAGGAUGUGCCAUAUGUAGGAUAGGAUGUGCUAUAUGCAGGAGAGGAUGGAGGUGCAUUCUUUCAUUGUAUAAUUACUGGUUUGGUUAAUGACAGUAACUCAAUUUCCUAUUUGUUUUCCUCUUGGAGUUGAAUUGUAGUUUAUUAAUAAUCAUGGACAGAAUUUCUCUUCAUUCUAAUCCUACAGCUGCUUAUGUUCUAUAGCUCAGCUUCUUACCACUAGUACAGCAAAAGACAAACAUGCAAAUUAUGAUUAGAUGAAGUCAUUUAGAUUUGUUUUACAUUAACUUCACACAAGAGAGUCCAAUAAGGAUUUAUAUGGAUGUGUCAAAUCUGUACUUUUUUUUUAUGGAAAACCAAACGGUGGCAAUAUA
Messenger RNA from Mauremys reevesii (Reeves's turtle), 1567 nucleotides. Its product is annotated as GTPase IMAP family member 3-like. The transcript has 4 exons. Bases 315 to 1283 code for a protein of 322 amino acids. Gene Ontology annotation, molecular function: GTP binding. The record is from RefSeq and is a predicted model, not a curated record. Lineage: Eukaryota; Metazoa; Chordata; Testudines; Geoemydidae.